ACGAGCAGCGAUUACUUGUUAGUAGCCCAGCAACAGGAGCCUAAGUGGAAAAAGCUGCUGCAGCACGAGCGUGACCAGAAGGUACGAAUAGAGAAGAUGGUGGAACAGUUAGCUAGGCAACAUUCCCACCUGGAGGAAGCCGCGCAACACGCGAUUCCUUCAGCGACACCUGCAGGAGGACACAGACCUUCACAUCCCGCGGUAGCGACAUCGCCGUCGGAGGAUGAAGAGGACAACGCCGAGUUCUACGACGCCCAGGAAUCUGACACUUUCACGCUAACCAUACCCCACGCCACGAGCAAUUCCCACGCGAGAGAUCGUACCGAUUCCCAGGGUAGCGACGAUGGCUCCAGCUCGGAAGGUGAUCAGACGCCCCUGCCUGUCUCCGAUUCCACGGGCGCAGACUCGUUUCUCAUUGUGACCGAUUCCACAGCGGCGCAGACUCCCUCACCUGUCACGGUCACGGACGACCUGGAUAACACUUGGCGAUCCAAUAAUGGCGGCAACAGCACCGGGAUGACCACCAAACGGAAGCGAAGGACCAGGGUACCUGACAAACCAAACUAUCCCUUGAACCUAUGGAGUAUAAUGAAAAACUGCAUUGGCAAAGAUCUGUCAAAAAUUCCCAUGCCAGUUAACUUCUCUGAGCCACUAAGUAUGCUUCAACGACUAACGGAAGACUACGAAUACGCGGAUAUUCUCGAUAGGGCUGCGGAAUGUACAGAUAGUUACGAACAGAUGGCUUAUGUAGCCGCAUUCACUGUGUCUAGUUACGCUUCAACCUCCGCGAGAACGGGAAAACCUUUCAAUCCCCUUUUGGGCGAAACUUACGAAUGCGAUCGUACGGAUGAUCUUGGAUGGCGCGCGAUUUCGGAACAAGUGUCUCAUCAUCCGCCUAUGGUAGCUCAACAUUGCGAAGGAAAAAAAUGGCGAUGUUGGCAAGAGUUUACAAUGGCUUCUAAAUUUCGUGGAAAGUAUCUGCAGGUGAUUCCUUUGGGUACUGCUCAUCUAGAAUUUAACAGUGGUCAACAACAUUACACAUGGCGUAAAGUUACUACUACAGUACAUAAUAUUAUAGUUGGAAGAUUAUGGGUCGAUCAGAGCGGUGAUAUGGAUAUUGUAAAUCAUAAGGAAGGUAUCAAGUGCCAUUUGAAGUACAUACCUUACUCGUACUUUUCGCGAGACAGUCAGCGCAAGGUGAAAGGCGUAGUUAUGAAUUCCAACAAGGAGGUCAAAUGGGUAGUGCAGGGUACAUGGGAUUCGAAGAUAGAAAUUGCACCAGUAAUUAGCACAUCUGGCACACCCGAUAAUCCAGUCUAUAAGACAGGUCCUUACAUAUUAGCUUGGAAACGACGUAUGCCUACUGAAGACUGUGAAAAAUAUUAUUCAUUCACGGAACUAGCGUGUCAAUUGAACGAACCAGAAGAAGGUGUAGCUCCGACUGAUUCUCGAUUAAGGCCUGAUCAGCGGUUAAUGGAGGAUGGACGGUGGGACGAAGCCAACGCAGAAAAAUUGCGUUUAGAGGAAAAACAAAGGGCUGCUAGACGGGCUCGAGAGCACGACACCGAAAAGGCCGCUGCACAAGGAUUACCUUACGAGGCAUACGAACCGCUAUGGUUUAAGAAGAAGCAGGAUCCAUACACGGACAGCCGUUGUUACGUUUAUAAUGGCGAGUAUUGGGAACAUAAGAGCAGAGGUGACUGGUCGCGAUGUCCAAACAUAUUUUAGUUUGUUAUAUAGAUAGAUUCAAUUAUACGAUGAGACUUCGUCACAUACACAUGCAGGGCGUGAAGAAGUUUUAAAUCGUUUAAAAGUGACGGUAGCCGAGAUUUAGAAGUCUCGACUGCUCGUGGUCGAGACUUAAAUGCUUAUGAAAUAACGUUGACGUGAUAAUGGGGUUGUUAGGGGGAUAUGGUUUAGUAAUUAAUUCUUCCAGUGAAAUGGACGAACUAGUUGGCAACUGACAUAUACGGUAUGCAAUUUAUACGCGUAUGUCAUCGCCUUUUCUAAUUCUUUAAUUUUUCUACCUCUCUCCCUUUCUUUCCUCUUUUUCUUCCUUUUUUUGCCUCAAGUAAUGAAACUAAUAUUAUGAAAUUAAUCCAACAUGAUGUUUGAUAUACGCUUGAGUGCUAUAUUUUAAUAUUAUGUGCUAAAUUAAUGAAUAGCCAAUUUUGAAUUUUUCAAUUCAAUUAAGUACGUUUUAUUAUAUUAGUAUGUAUGAAUUCAUAAAACUCGUCGAGCAAGUCGAAUAAAUUUCGAAUAUUUCAUUAAUUUAGCCUAAAACUAAAAUAGCAAUAAGAUUGUCAAGAAAAAGGAUAAAAAAGUUGCUUGGAGAGAAAACUUCAGUUUUUUUAGGUUCUACAUUUUAAUAUAUUCAGUAUUCUCGACUUAUUUUUAGACAAAUGUGAAUUUAAUUUAUGUAAUUUUCUAGAAAUUAACCUGAACUUUAUUUUUAUCGAAAUCAAAUAUCGAAACCAUAUAUAUAUAUAUAUAUAUAUAUAUACACACGAAAAUGUAUAUAUUGUAUUACUUUUAAUCGGUCCGUUGAAAGUAUCCGUAUUGAUGCAGAAAGAAGUGCAAUGAGGAAUAGAAUCGACAUUCGAAUUGAUACAGAAUGCGACAUUUAUUUUACAUACGAAUUAUUUCUAUAAAAUCAGAAAUAAAGAACAUCUUCAUAUAUUAAAAAACGAAUUUAAACGCAUCAGUAUCUGUAAUUUGUUUUACAACUUUUUCCUCAUUGCACACUUUUAAUCCGAUGCUGUAAUAAAAAAGUCCAAGAAAUAUUCCAAGUGAAAAUAAAGCCUGACGGUUUGGUACGAAUUUAAGGAACAGUACAUCUACAUACGUUCAAAGAUUUAUUCAGUGAUUUUGGAUACACCCGCGCGCAAUGUGAUCGAUAUUUUACACGUAAUAUAAAUACCGAUGAUGCUUCCAAGUUUGGCCAACAUUGUUCUCGCAAGAAGAAAGAAGGAGAAACGAAAAAAGAAACCAUGCCAUUUCACGUCUGCACAGAUUUCAAGCACGCUAGAUACGCUCCGAAUACUUUUGUCGAGCUAUAACGCUGAGGUAUGCGACGGCGUUAUCACCGAAAUGGAACAAGAGCAAAUACUUGAGGCGCAAUUGAAAGGCUCCUAAGUGCCGCUCCGCCCGAUUGAGAAAAGUCGGGUCCUCGAGCGUAACGAUCAUUUCUUUCUCGAAAUUAUCGCUGUAGUAUAGAAACACGUGUGCACUCAUAGGCGUGUGCGACCGAUUUAUAGCGAAUAAUUCGUACGUACGUAUGUAUGUAUGUGUUUGUAUGUAUGUAUGCCGAUAUGUACAUAUAACAGUUAAUUGAUGAAACUUAUUGUAUAUCCCUCUUACUUAUGAGCACAUAGGCUGUUUCAUUCGCGACAGAUCAUUAUCAGGUACACGGCUACCUGUUCGAUAAAGCCGAACGGAACGGCUAGCUUGCAGCCAACGUCUACAAUGAUCAUUACGCUAAGUCCUCUGGCUGUAUUACAAUUUUAAUAGUUUAUAAUAAUUGAAAUGAUUAUAUAUAUUAUACACACACCUGUAUACAUAUAAAUACAAAAAUUAAUUAUAAAAAUAAAUAAUUUAACAAAAUGCGACGAGAGUGAGUGUGUUUGUGUGCGUGCAUGUGUGUUUUAAGAGAGAGUAGUGAAGUUGGAUCACUAGCGCUUGUACAUUAGCAGAUUCGUGUGGGGAGAGAGAAAAAAAAUACAAAUAUGCUUCGCUACAAA
Molecule: messenger RNA, 3740 nt
Organism: Monomorium pharaonis (pharaoh ant)
Lineage: Eukaryota; Metazoa; Arthropoda; Insecta; Hymenoptera; Formicidae
Gene: Osbp
Product: oxysterol-binding protein 1
Cellular component (GO): cytosol; membrane; intracellular membrane-bounded organelle
Molecular function (GO): sterol binding
Source: RefSeq, a predicted model, not a curated record